This is a messenger RNA of Aspergillus luchuensis, 1359 nucleotides long. RefSeq names its product type III PLP-dependent enzyme (gene SPE1). The record is from RefSeq and is a predicted model, not a curated record. The coding region runs from base 1 to 1359 and encodes 452 amino acids. Gene Ontology annotation, cellular component: cytoplasm. NCBI's taxonomy places the organism in Eukaryota, Fungi, Ascomycota, Eurotiomycetes, Eurotiales, Aspergillaceae. Gene Ontology annotation, molecular function: ornithine decarboxylase activity. The transcript is spliced from 2 exons.
AUGGUUAUGGCACCGACUGCUUGUGUACCUGCUGAAGUAUGCACUCCUAAAUACUACCAGGAGAAACAAGACCAUAAUCUCAAUUGGGAUCAUGGUCAAUUCAGCAAUCAUGGAGGGGACGACAUAUCGCAAUCCAGGUUGGCUGCCAAGGAACUAGUCUUGGACAUCCUGAAGAAGCGCGCAGCCGAGGUCAAUGUGGACAGCUGCGCGCCGGGAGAGGAGGACGCGUUUUACGUGGCAGAUAUGGGGGAGAUCUACCGCCAGCAUCUGCGCUGGAAAAUGAACUUGAGCCGUGUUCGGCCUUUCUACGCGGUCAAGUGCAACCCGGACCCGGAGAUCCUUCGCCUCAUGGCUAAACUCGGAAACGGUUUUGAUUGUGCGUCCAAGGCGGAGAUCGACAUGGCCCUUGACACCGGCAUCGACCCGAGCCGCAUCAUCUACGCGCAGCCCUGCAAGACCAAGUCCUAUCUGCGCUACGCGGCCCAGGUGGGCGUCAAGCAGAUGACUUUCGACAACGCCGAUGAGCUGUACAAGAUCAAGGCCAACUAUCCGGACGCUGAGCUUUAUCUGCGCAUCCUUACGGAUGACUCGAACAGUUUGUGCCAAUUCAGCAUGAAAUUCGGAGCUUCCCUGGACGUUGCUCGCCAGCUCCUUGAAUUGGCGCACCAGCUCGAGCUCAAGGUUGUUGGCGUGAGCUUUCACGUCGGAUCGGGCGCUGAGGAUCCUAAGGCUUUCUUGAAGGCCGUGCAGGACGCGCGCCUCGUGUUCGACCAAGCCGCAGAGAUUGGCCAUGAACUGCACACUUUGGAUGUCGGCGGAGGUUUCUCCCAGGACACGUUCGAGAAAUUCGCCGGCGUUCUGAGCGAGGCGUUGGACACCUACUUUCCGCCUAGCAUCCGGGUCAUUGCCGAACCGGGUCGCUACUAUGUUGCCAAUGCGUUCACUCUGGCAGCCAACAUCAUCGCUCGCCGUGAGGUGCGCGACCCGGAGGACCCGACCAAUGACGCCUAUAUGCUGUAUCUCAACGACGGGGUGUAUGGAAAUUUCUCCAACAUCAUUUUUGACCACCAGCACCCCGUGGCUCAGGUCCUGACCUGCGCAUCGGCCGCGAACUCCCCUUAUGCUGCGACUUCGGGGGGUGUCACGUACUCCAUCUGGGGGCCGACCUGUGACGGCAUUGACGUUAUCUCCAAGCGCAUUGAGCUGCCAGCUCUGCUGGAAGUUGGAGAUUGGCUUUACUUCGAGGAGAUGGGAGCCUACACCAAGUGUAGCGCGACCCGCUUCAACGGCUUUUCGGACAACCACGAGGUGAUUUACAUCUCCAGCGAAGCCGGGGCUUCUGCGCUCCUCGAGUACUAG